Messenger RNA from Onychostoma macrolepis, 662 nucleotides. Its product is annotated as claudin-4-like. Lineage: Eukaryota; Metazoa; Chordata; Actinopteri; Cypriniformes; Cyprinidae. The record is from RefSeq and is a predicted model, not a curated record. Gene Ontology annotation, cellular component: plasma membrane; bicellular tight junction. The transcript has a single exon. Gene Ontology annotation, biological process: cell adhesion; bicellular tight junction assembly. Gene Ontology annotation, molecular function: structural molecule activity. The coding region runs from base 69 to 662 and encodes 197 amino acids.
CAGUUAUUGGGUUGCAUCCUGGCCCUUUUUGGCUGGAUUGGAGUAAUAAUUGUGUGCGCCCCCUACCCAUGUGGAGAGUAACAGCCUUCAUUGGCACUAACAUUGUGACCUCUCAGAUCUUCUGGGAGGGGAUCUGGAUGAGCUUUGUGGUGGAGAGCACCGGACAGAUGCAGUGUAAGGUCUACGACUCCAUGCUGGCGUUGAGCCCCGAUCUGAAGGCUGCUCGUGUCCUGCUGGUGUUUUCCAUCCUAGUGGGCAUCGCAGGGAUUCUUGUGGCGCUCGUCUCAGGGAAAUGCACCAACUUCAUAGCUGAGGAACGAGGAAAAGUGAAAGCAUCCAUUGUUGCUGGCGUGCUUCUGAUGGGCUCUGGAGUUCUGUGUCUUAUCACUGUAUCCUGGACUGCUGUCAUUAUAGUGAACGACUUCUAUAACCCCCUGUUGCUGGAUGCUCAGCGCAGGGAGCUGGGGGCUUCGCUGUUCCUUGGCUGGGCUGCAGGGGUGCUUCUGGUGCUGGGAGGGGGGCUGCUUUGCAGUUCUUGCCCACCAAAAGAGAACUGCUCAACAUCUGUCAUAUACAAUCCUGUAAAGAUGUCAAAGCCGUCCAGAGGGGAUGACGCUCUUCCAGUAUCACGCUCUCUAACUCCUCCUAAGACCUAUAUCUAG